This is a messenger RNA of Sphenostylis stenocarpa, 696 nucleotides long. Lineage: Eukaryota; Viridiplantae; Streptophyta; Magnoliopsida; Fabales; Fabaceae. The record is from the annotation of a GenBank genome assembly.
AUGGCGGUUAGGCAAAGAGCAGUAUCGGCACUUCCAACCCUUUUACGCACUCUCCGGAGAGAACCAUUGAAGCCUCAGAACCAUGUCAAUGCGUUACCCUCUCUUCGACGCGCUUUCUCUUUGUACGAUCAGAUCAACCUCAUCGAUCAAGUUCCCGAAGACCAGCUUCGAUUUCAAGGGUAUAGUGAUACGGGGUUUACUGUAAAUGGGGUUGAGUAUGAAGGAAGCGUGCUUUGUGUUGGAAAUUUGCUCAUGUCUUGGAAACCUAAGAAGUUUUCAGAGAUCACCGCUGAUAGUUUGUCGCUCUUCCAAAUUGUUCGCCCUAUUCCAGAGAUUUUGAUUCUUGGUUGUGGAAGGAACAUUCAACAUGUAGAUCCUGAACUGAGACGGUUUAUUCGCUCUACUGGCAUGAAGUUAGAAGCUGUAGACUCGGUAUGUUGUGGGUAUAAAGGGGACAUGGGAACUAUUAAACUUGUGUCUAAGAUUUUAAAAGAAAUGAACUUGAAGAAGAAUGGAAAGGACCAAUCUGAGGCCCGAUGUUCCUACCCUUCUGAUUUCAAUGCUUUUAUGGUUUAUCCCUUCUCAUUCUCUCCAAAGCUUGCAAUCAUAAGAAAUGCAGCAUCAACUUACAACAUACUGAAUGAAGAAGGUCGAAUUGUGGCUGCUGCACUUCUUCCACAUGGAGUUUCUUCAUGA